Messenger RNA from Parastagonospora nodorum SN15, 453 nucleotides. RefSeq lists its product as hypothetical. Bases 1 to 453 code for a protein of 150 amino acids. The record is from RefSeq and is a predicted model, not a curated record. The transcript has 2 exons. NCBI's taxonomy places the organism in Eukaryota, Fungi, Ascomycota, Dothideomycetes, Pleosporales, Phaeosphaeriaceae.
AUGCAUUACGACAAUGUACCACUACUCACCUGUAUAAAUAAACAUUGUGUGCCUCUAGCCACUAUCAACACCGUCAUCACUCGACGGGAAACCACUCCGCUCCAAAUCUCUCUAACAACCAACAAUCCCAUCCCACCAACUCGCCCACCUCUGAAGCCCAUGACGCACCCUGCUCGCCCUCCUCAAAACUCUAUCCCAGUCCCCUCCCGCAGCCCAUCUCCGGCCUUCUGCCUUUUCGUCGCACUACACAUUCCCCCAACAACUGCCGUCCUUCUCGAAACCUUGCCACAGUUGCCGUCCCCUUCCAAACCUUCCUCGCUGCCGCAAACCUUCUCCCGCUACAAACCUCUAGCGUCGGAAGCAUGCCUACGAACCAAUCAGACGUGCGCCUCCCGGAAGUUUCUCCGGGCGCCGUGCAAUCCACGACGGACCUGUGCGCUGUGGCUGAUCUAA